Cyprinodon variegatus (sheepshead minnow) is the source of this 2147-nucleotide messenger RNA. It is a transcript of the gene fyrd1, whose product is annotated as transforming growth factor beta regulator 1. Gene Ontology annotation, biological process: regulation of DNA-templated transcription; regulation of cell cycle. Bases 147 to 1778 code for a protein of 543 amino acids. The record is from RefSeq and is a predicted model, not a curated record. Gene Ontology annotation, cellular component: nucleus. The transcript has 15 exons. Lineage: Eukaryota; Metazoa; Chordata; Actinopteri; Cyprinodontiformes; Cyprinodontidae.
CGCUGUUACUGCAGCUGCCAUUCUAUUUAGCUUUAGCGCUUUCUCUUUAUGUAAACAAAAGAAAGGUUCCGCCUCGGAGGGGAAAUAACUGAGGAGCACAAACCGAUUUGCUGCAUUGCUGAAGCAGCGCAUUUGCCCUGUGGUCAAUGGAGUCACUCAAUACGUUUGAGUCUGAGAUGGAGCCUGAUGGGCAGACAAACUACUCCCUGUUUCCUGCUCUGGACAGUAUUGCAAGUCUGUCAGGGACAACAGAGAACAUUGAGAGUGAACCUCCCAGUGAAAUUACUGAGAAACCAAAUCUCACGUGGCUUGAUGCUGCUCAGAUUGUCCUGGAGGAAGCUGGGCGUCCCAUGCACAUAAAGGAGAUUAAGCAAAGAAUCAUCAAUAGGGGCCUUGUUCAGUCUAAUGCAAAAUCAAGCCUGGAAGCCGUCAUGUAUCGUGAGACCCAAAAAGGCAGCAGGCGUUUCAAGAGGAUUGAAAACAGAAAUGGAGUCUUUGCCUUACUGACUGAUGAGGAGCGGCAGCAGGCCCUCACCGCCCAGGCUUUCCUCAGCUCGGCGCCACCGGCCCCGCAGAGUGGAGCUUCCAGCUCUGGCUCCGGCGCCUCGGUGCCGGCCUUCCCAUCUCCCCCGAGUUCCUCCGAUCAAAAACCAAAGUUAAAGAGGGGUCAGCGGAAAAAGCAGAAUGAGAAGUACAGAUUGAAGUACUUGAGGCUGCGCAAAGCUGCUCGCACCAUGAUAUUUGAAAAUGCGGCCCUUUGUGAUGAAAUUGCUCACACAGAAGAGAAGUUCUUAAGAGCAAAAGAGGAACGCAAGUUCUUAUUAAAGUCUUUGAUGCAGUACCAGACUUUUUCAGAGGGGGAGCUCCUGCCUACUCCCGCUUCCAGCUCUCUUCCUCCUGCCCCACCUGCAGCCCUGAGCUCAGCUCCUGCUGCAGGGCCUUCAGCCACAUCUUUGCCUCAUAACCCGAUGUCUGUGGUGCCAAUGGGUGAAGAUGGUCUGCUUAAAAAAACGAAGAAGGAAAGAAAAGAACGUGGGAAAGAAAAUGGAAAGGAAGAAUUUCAGAAGAAGAUGUCCAAGAAGAAGAAGCUGGCAGAUGGCUCACGCAGACUGGUGCAGCCCAUCCCACUGGACUCGUCGGGCCGCCCCGUGUUUCCUAUCGUACUUGGAGGUUUAACCAUCUACAGCCUAGGAGAGAUCAUCACGGACAGAAUGCUGUUCCAUGAUGAGUGCGCCAUCUACCCAGUGGGUUUCUGCAGCACACGGGUUUACGCCAGCAUGAAAAACCCUGAGCAGCAGUGCCUGUACACCUGCCAAAUCAAGGACGGGGGGACGGGUCCCCAGUUUGAGAUUGUGCCUGAAGAAGAUCCUCAAAAUGCCAUCGUGGCGUCCUCCGCUCUGACAUGCCACUCAAAUCUGCUGAAGGCUAUUUCCUCUAACAGUUCCAAGCCUGUGGCACCAAUCAUUCCAUCUGGAGCUGACUUCUUCGGCUUCUCUCAUCCGACCAUCCAGAAUCUCAUCCAGAGCUGUCCUGGAGCUCGCAAAUGUAGCAACUACAGAUGGAUUCGUUUCGAGGUGUGUCGCCCUGGUGACGGCCAGCUCCCUCACAGCCUGUCAGAAGAUGAUGCCUCGAUUAGCUUCGAAGCCUACCUGAGACACCAAGGCCUGGAUGUGAACAUCAAGAUGGAGCACAUCACAGGACAAUCACCUCCAUCUCCUGGUGCCUCUCAUCACCAGACCUCCCCCACUGUGAAGCCAUCCUCCUAUUUCGGCUCCUGAGAUUCCCUUCAGUUUGUUCUGAAUCAUACUUUUCCUUCAUUUGAGAAACUCAGACAUAUUUAAUUUGUAAUUAUUCAGCAUUCCUUAGAGGUUGGCCUAAGGAUGUGUACAGUAUGUAAAUGAGCUGUUGUUUUUGUUGCGAUUGUUUCUUUAUAAAUGUUGAUUUUUUUAUAUGUAAUAAUCAUAUAUUACAUUUUUAUGUGUACAGUCAUAACCUGCAUUACUGAAACAAAUCCUACAUAGUUGAGUGUGAUCAUGAUACAGUGAUGUAUAUAGUAUUAAACUGAACAGUGUGUUAUAACCUGUGGAGUUAUUUUACAUACAUUUAGUUAGGGUUAGUUUUUUUAAAUAAAUCGAAAGCUAAAAGAU